Messenger RNA from Charadrius vociferus (killdeer), 5295 nucleotides. Its product is annotated as unconventional myosin-Vb-like. Gene Ontology annotation, molecular function: microfilament motor activity; actin filament binding; ATP binding. NCBI's taxonomy places the organism in Eukaryota, Metazoa, Chordata, Aves, Charadriiformes, Charadriidae. The transcript has 39 exons. Gene Ontology annotation, biological process: actin filament organization; vesicle transport along actin filament. Gene Ontology annotation, cellular component: myosin complex; cytoplasm; vesicle. The record is from RefSeq and is a predicted model, not a curated record. Bases 1 to 5295 code for a protein of 1764 amino acids.
AUGGGGAAGAGACAGCCCCCACCCCAUGCCGAGGGCUGGAGAGGUGCUGACCUGCCCGGGGUGGGCAGCAGGGCUGGGGAGAAGUGGGACUCCAGCAAAGGUGCCUUCCCGCACAUCUGGAGAGCAGCUGGGGGUCCCCUCCCUCCCGUGUCCCCACAGGGUGCCCAGGUGUGGAUCCCCGACUCUGUUGAAGUCUGGAGGGUGGCAGAAAUAACCAGAGGCUACAAGGAAGGAGAUGCCAUUCUCCACCUCCGGUUGGAAGAUGGCUCGGCGCUGGCCUACCCCAUUGAGUUCCAGCUGCCACCUCUCUGCAACCCCGACUGCCUCUCAGGUGCUGAUGACCUGGUGGCCCUGAGCUACUUGCAUGAGCCAGCCGUGCUGCACUCGCUCCGCCGGCGCUUCCUGGAGGCCAACGCCAUCUACACCUACUGUGGUAUCAUCCUUGUUGCCAUCAACCCCUACAAACCGUUGCCCAUCUAUGAGGAGGAGGUGAUUUACGCCUACAGCGGCCAUGAAAUGGGGGACAUGGAUCCUCACAUCUUUGCUUUGGCAGAGGAGGCGUACAAGCAGAUGGUGAGGUUUGGGAAGAACCAGUCCCUCAUCAUCAGUGGUGAGUCAGGUGCGGGGAAGACUAUGUCGGCCAAGUAUGCCAUGAGAUACUUCACCACUGUCGGGGGCUGCCUAGGCGACUCCAGCAUGGAGGAGAAGGUGCUGGCCUCCAGCCCCAUCAUGGAGGCCUUUGGGAACGCAAAGACAACCAGGAAUGACAACAGUAGCCGCUUUGGGAAGUACAUUGAGAUUGGCUUCAGCCAAGCGCAUGUCACAGGGGCCACCAUCAAAACGUACCUGCUGGAGAAGUCCCGUGUCACCUUCCAGGCGAAAGCGGAGAGGAACUACCACAUCUUCUACCAGCUCUGUGCCUCGGCCACCCUGCCUGAGCUUCAGGGCCUGGGUCUUUGUGGGGCAGAGUCCUUCCACUACACUUGCCAGGGCCAGUGCGCCACUGCCCAGAGCACCAACGAUGCGGCUGACUUGGAGAGCACACGGCAUGCCUUCUCGCUCCUGGGUGUCCCCGAGGCUGACCAGCUGGAGCUUUUCAGGGUCCUGGCUGCCAUCCUGCACUUGGGCAACGUUGUGGUCAGGGGGAGGGACCGCCGUGGGGAUGGGUGCUUCGUGGAGCCCACCGAUGAGGCCCUAGGGCUGUUCUGCACGCUGCUGGGUGUCGAGGCAUCGCAGGUGAUGCGCUGGCUCUGCCACCGCAAGCUGGUCACUGCUGGUGAGACCUACCUGAAGCCCCUCUCCAGGCAGCAAGCGCUUGACGCCCGGGAUGCCCUGGCCAAGCAUAUGUACGGGCAGGUCUUCAGGUGGAUGGUGAGCAGGGUCAACCGUGCCCUGCGGUCACUGGAGGGCCACCAUACCUCCAUUGGCAUCCUGCAGAUCUCUGCUGCCCACAGGUUUGAGAUGUUUGAGUUCAACAGCUUUGAGCAGUUCUGCAUCAACUAUGCCAACGAGAAGCUGCAGCAGCUCUUCAACCUGCAUGUCUUCAAGCUGGAGCAGGAGGAGUAUGUGACCGAGGAGAUCCCAUGGGUCUUUGUUGACUUCUUUGACAACCAGCCAUGCAUUGAGCUCAUCGAGGGCCGGCUUGGCAUCCUGGACCUGCUGAAUGAGGAGUGCAAGAUGCCACAAGGUAGUGAUGGGAGCUGGGCCCAGAAGCUUUACCAGACCCAUCUUGGCAGCUCCUACUUCCAGAAGCCCAAGAGGCCCACGGAUGCUUUUGUUGUCUGCCACUUUGCUGGCAAGGUGGAAUACCAGUGUGAUGGGUUUGUGGAGAAGAACAGGGACACUGUCCCUGAGGAGCUGGUGGGACUGCUGCGAGCCAGCAAGAAGUUUGCCCUGCUCACGGAGCUCUUCCUGGAGGAAGGGGAUGGCCCCAUCUCCCUGCAGUCCCGCAGGUCCAGUGGACCCAGGAUGGUUGGUCGCCCUAGCCGCAGAUCACUGCCUGGUAGCCAAAAGAGCAAGAAAUCCAUCUCCAGCCAGUUCAAAGCCUCCCUGAACCGGCUGAUGGAGAUGCUGGGCAGCACCACGCCGCACUACAUCCGCUGCAUCAAACCCAACGAUGGCAAGAAGCCCUUUGUGUUUGACUCCAGGCGAGCAGUGGAGCAGCUACGAGCCUGUGGGGUCCUGGAGACCAUCCGGAUCAGUGCCUCAGGCUAUCCCUCCAGGCUGACGUACCAGGAGUUCCUAGAGAGGUACAGGGCUCUGGUGAGCAGAGAGGAGCUGAGGAGCGCUCACGAGAAGCAGAUCUGCAGCCUUGCCCUGGAGAGACUGCUUCAAGACCCCAGCAAGUACCAGUGUGGGAAGAGCAAGGUGUUUUUCCGGGCUGGCCAAGUGGCAUACCUGGAGGAGCUGCGGUACCGGCGGCUGAGGGCAGCCUGCGUCCUGCUGCAGAGGCACCUGCAGGGCUCUUUGGGGUUCGCCAGGAUGCUGCGAAGGACCAGGGCUGCUGUGAUGCUGCAGAAGACCCUGAGGAUGGUUCUGGCCCGACGCGCCUACCUCCGCCUGCGUCGGGCUGUCAUCACCAUCCAAGCCUUUGCCCGCGGCAUGUUUGCCCGGCGCAUUUACCAACAGAUGAUGUGGCACCAGAAAGCCGUGGUGAUCCAGGCUGCUGUCAGGGGCUGGCUGGGCCGCCCCCGCUAUGCCCGCCUGCGCGGGGCCGUCAUCUACCUGCAGUGCUGCUACCGCCGGCUGCGGGCGCGCCGGGAGCUGCGGCAGCUGCGUGUCGAGGCACGCUCGGUCGAGCACUACAAGCAGCUGCACAAGGGCAUGGAGAUCAAGGUGAUCCAGCUGCAGUGCAGGCUGGAUGAGCAGGCCCAGGAGAAGCAGCGGUUGGUGGAGCAGCUCUCGGGGCUGAACGUUGCCCAUGCUGAGGAGGUGCAGCGCCUGCGGGCGGAGAUGCAGCGGCUGCGGGAGGAUGCGGCCCGUGAUGCGCAGGUCCAGCAGCUGCAGGAGCGGCUGGCCGAGCUGGAGAGCCACAGCGCGAAGAACAGCCUGAGCCAGGAGGUUGAGGAGCUGAAGCAGCGCUUGGCAGAGGUGGAAGCCAUGAAGCUGCAGCUGGGGGAGGAGAGGGAUGCCCUGGCGCAGCGCAUGUUGGAGCAGUCGCGGGAUCUGGAAGAGCGGCACCAGCGUGCGGCACGAGAGAGCCAGGGGCUGCUGCAGGAGCUGGAAGAGGAGCGGGCGCGCUACCAGAGCCUGGUGCAGGAGUAUGCCCGCCUGGAGCAGGGCUACGAGAACCUGCAGGAUGAGGUGGCCUUCCACAGGCAAAGCACCUUGAGACGGUCCCCUUCAUCAGAGAGCUUCUUGGGCUCCGAGAGCAGCUACUUGUCCUCCAUGUCCACAGCUCCUUCACGAGACAGCUCUGACCAGCAGGCUGAGGGGCUGGAGGAGCGGUGGCAGCUGGUGCCAGAGGGACCACAGCCACAGCCCAGCAGUGAGGUCCCACAGAAUAGCGGUGUGGGCCAGGAUCCCUUCGAGAAGGCCUACCUUCUCCUCCUGGGGCAGCUCAGUGCCGUCAACGAGGAGUUGGCCCGCACCCGGGAGGAGCUGCGGAGGUCCAAGACCACCAUGGAGCCGGAGGAGAGGAAACCCUUGGACUUCCUCAAGCGCAGGAACAUAGCUGAGAUGCUGGGGCUGGGCAGGAGCCCGGAGAAGGUGGCAGUGGAUGAUGACUUGAAGCACGCAUACGAUGCGGUGCAGGUUGCCAACAGGCUGCUGGCGAGUCAGCUGCGGGAGGAGAAGCAGCAGCAUGAGGAGGAGAUAGAAGGGCUGCACCUCGACAUCUGCUCGCUCAAGCAGCUGAGCCAGCAGCAGGCAGCCCUCAUCCAGGACCUGCAGCGGCACCAGGGGCAGGAGGGGCUGCAGCACCAUGUCCUGCGGCUCAAGCAGGAAAACUUGGAGCUGACCCAGAAGCUGGACAAGCAGGAGAGGACCACAUUGAAGCUCCAGAAGCAGCUGAGAGCCUAUGCGAAGCAGAUCCAGGAGCUCACAGGCAAGUGCCUGCUGAAGAGAGAGGCUACUGGGCCAGUGCAGGAGUUGGCAGCAUCUGCAGCAGUCCCAUCCUGUUCCCACGUGGUCCCGUCCCUGGCUGGGCCGUCCCAGGCCAUGCUAGCAUGGAGGAUGGAGGAUGAAGGACGCAUUAUCAAGGCCAUCAUUACAGACUACAAACCACAGAGCAGCCCUGGGGCACUCCCAGACCUACCAGCCUACGUCCUCUUCCUGUGCUUCCGGCAUGCGGACCACUGCCGUGAUGAGCCGCGGGCCCACUCGCUCCUGGAUGCGGCCAUCAAUGCCAUCAAAAGGGUCAUGAAGAAGCACAGUGAUGACUUUGACGUGGUGGCGCUCUGGCUUGCCAAUACCUGCCGGCUCCUGAACUGCCUGCGCCAGUACAGCCAGGAUGAGAGCUACUGUCAGGGGAACACGGCACGGCAGAACAAGCAUCGCCUGCAGAACGUGGACCCCCAGAGCUCCUGCCGCAGCCUGGGUGCCCUGGCUGUCCAGCUUUACCAGCAGCUCAUCCGCACCGCCGAGAAGCAUCUCAAACCCAUGAUUGUUGCCGCAAUGUUGGAGAGUGAGCCCAUACAGGGCUUGUCUUCUUCCUCCUGCCCUCCUGGCCACCGCCGGUCCUCGGCAGCCCCUGCCCACACCCUGCCAGAGCUGCUGCAGCAGCUGAGCUCCUUCCAUGCAGUGCUGGACCACCAUGGACUGGACCCCAGUGUGGGACACCAGGCCCUGCGCCAGCUCCUCUUCCUCAUCAGCGGCACCACCCUCAACUACCUCCUGCUGAGGAAGGACACAUGCUCCUGGAGCCGCGGCAUCCAGCUCAGGUACAACAUCAGCCAGCUGGAGCAGUGGCUGCGGGCAGAGGGGCUGCAGCAGAGCGGGGCCCGUGAGAUGCUGGAGCCCCUAGUCCAGGCUGCCCAGCUGCUGCAGGUGAAGAAGGUGACCGAGGAGGAUGCUGGAGCUCUCUGCAGCCUGUGCACGGUGCUGUCACCCCCGCAGGUUGUGAAGAUCCUGCGGGCUUACACCCCGGCUGUCGGGCUGGAGGAGCGCGUCAGCCCCAGCUUCAUCAGCAGAGUUGAGAGGCAGCUGCAGGCCCAGUAUGGAGGGGAAUCCAGCCAGCUCCUGGUGGACACCAGCCACCUCUUCCCUGUGCAUCUGCCCUUCACCGCCUCCCCCCUGCACCUGGAUGAGCUCCACAUCCCUGAUGCCCUCAACCUGACCUUCCUUGUGCAGCACUAA